Messenger RNA from Lolium perenne, 723 nucleotides. RefSeq lists its product as uncharacterized. The record is from RefSeq and is a predicted model, not a curated record. NCBI's taxonomy places the organism in Eukaryota, Viridiplantae, Streptophyta, Magnoliopsida, Poales, Poaceae.
AACCUGGGCCACUCAUCGGCAACAGAAUCCAGAAGCUUCCAUUCAUCGCUUACGCUGUUUUCUCCUCUGCACUACACCGGCCCCGGCCCAGGACACCAUUACCCGUGCUCUACUUACACAUGGCGAGCCCAAUCCCAAUGGUUGCCACCCCAAUCCAGCUCCAGACCGGCCGCCUCAGAUUCAGCUCCCCCUCCACAGCCUCCAGAGGGCGAUUCGCGGCGGUGAGAGUGAUGGCGUCGGCGGAGACGGUGACGACUGAGAAGCUGGGCGUGAGGGUGGAGCGCAACCCGCCCGAGACACGCCUCUCGGAGCUCGGCGUCCGCCAGUGGCCCAAGUGGGGAUGCGAGCAGAGCAAGUUCCCGUGGACGUACUCGGCCAAGGAGACGUGCUACCUGCUGCAGGGGAAGGUGAAGGUGUACCCGGAGGGCGAGGAGGGGUUCGUGGAGAUCGCGGCGGGGGACCUGGUGGUGUUCCCCAAGGGCAUGAGCUGCACCUGGGACGUCGCCGAGGCCGUCGACAAGCACUACAAGUUCGAGUAGUAGUUUCCACCUAAUUAUGCCGGCCGCUAUCCCAGCUGCUGCUACUACUAGUACUAGAAUCUAGAUGGAGAUAUUCCGGCAGAUCAAAUCGCUUCGCUCGUGUACCUUGUAGGCCGAUUAUGCUCCUGUGAAUCUCUCUCUUUAUUGGAAUAAGACAUCGGAAUAGUUAGUUGUGUUUGCUGAA